Messenger RNA from Acanthoscelides obtectus, 225 nucleotides. The record is from the annotation of a GenBank genome assembly. Lineage: Eukaryota; Metazoa; Arthropoda; Insecta; Coleoptera; Chrysomelidae.
AUGGGAGCAUCAACCCCAUACACAGAGAAUACAUCUGCUCACCUCUGGCCAGCCGCGAGUAAACUGCUUUGCUACAGCUUGUCCGAAUGUAUCCCAUCUGCCGAGAGUCUACAGCAGAAAACAGCACAAACGACGGAUUGGAUUGGCGCGACGUGGUCAGGGAAACAUCAAUUUACAAUUCACUCAUUCGUGAAGAAAUUCUAUCUUCUACAGGAUAUGCUAUAA